AUGCCGGCGAGGGGACGGGAAAGUUCCGCCCGUGUCUGUAACUCCGCCAACAACACAUUCGCUCAGACUAAUGCCGACGCAGACUCGAGCUCUCCCGCCUCGCCUCCCCUCUCUCCUCGGUCAUCAGCCUCAUCCACAUCUGGCCGGAACAUCUGCAGCAGCUGCGGGCUGGAGAUCGUGGAUCGCUACCUGUUGAAGGUGAACAAACUAUGUUGGCACGUCCGAUGCCUGGUCUGCAGUGUCUGUGGGACCCCUCUGGGCAGGCACUCCAGCUGCUACAUCAAGGAGCAGGAGAUAUUUUGCAAGAUGGACUAUUUCAGGCGCUACGGGACGCGAUGUGCCCGGUGCGGUCGUCAGGUACAGGCGACAGACUGGAUCCGUAGGGCCAGGGGCAACGUCUACCACCUGGCCUGCUUCGCCUGCUUCACCUGCAAGAGGCAACUGUCCACAGGAGAGGAGUUUGCCCUGGUGGAUGAGAAGGUGGUCUGUCGCGUCCAUUACGACUGCCUGGUGGACAACAUCAACACUGGGCGGGGACUUGGUGAGGAGGGAGUGAUGCCUGUGGAUCAAGAUGCGAGUCAGCCCAGACCAACCAAGAGAGCACGGACCAGCUUCACAGCCGAGCAGCUGCAGGUGAUGCAAGCACAGUUUACACAGGACAAUAACCCUGACGCUCAGACACUGCAAACUCUGGCGGAGACCACUGGGCUUAGCCGGCGAGUGAUUCAAGUUUGGUUUCAAAACUGCCGAGCUCGACACAAAAAGCAUGUGGGUCCGGGCCAACUGCCCGCUACACCAGCGUCCACUACUCACCUGGAGAACAUGUCACCACACACCAUGGAGCAGGUGGUAUUCACUACGUAUGGGGCAUCUGAUGGACAGAUACUGGCCAGCCUGCACACCUACAUGGACUCCCAGUCUCAGACACUUGGCUUCCCAGAUCACGGCACUCACUUGAUGACGGAGCUGGCCCCAGGUCACGCCUGAACUCUUCACGUUGGACGAUGAUUGGACCAACCUCCUAGAGUUGGGGAACUUUCCCCACCCCGACUCUUGUAUUUAUUGGUAUUUAGUUGGAGCACUUUGAUUCAUACUUGGUGACACGCGUGCCAAAUGUUUACAAUCCCGCCUGUGUGUGAGUGUGUGUCUGUCUGUGUGUGUGUGUGUGUGUGUGUGAAUUCACACUAGUUUAUAUUGCUAAGUUAUUGUUGAAGAAUGUAUUCCCUGUUUGUAAAUCCUGUGUUUUAUACAGUUGACUAUUGAAAGGAACUCGUGUGAGGAAUAUUGUCGUAAGUUUCACAUUUUUUCUGUUGGCACCUUUUGGAUUCGGAGCCUUAAACACAAAUAAACAUUUGCUACUGUUCUUGUUUCCAGUUCAGUCUUGU
Messenger RNA from Leucoraja erinaceus (little skate), 1385 nucleotides. RefSeq names its product LIM/homeobox protein Lhx8-like. Gene Ontology annotation, molecular function: DNA-binding transcription factor activity, RNA polymerase II-specific; RNA polymerase II transcription regulatory region sequence-specific DNA binding. The record is from RefSeq and is a predicted model, not a curated record. Lineage: Eukaryota; Metazoa; Chordata; Chondrichthyes; Rajiformes; Rajidae. The coding region runs from base 1 to 987 and encodes 328 amino acids. The transcript has 8 exons. Gene Ontology annotation, biological process: forebrain neuron development; neuron differentiation; regulation of transcription by RNA polymerase II. Gene Ontology annotation, cellular component: nucleus.